Vigna angularis (adzuki bean) is the source of this 3061-nucleotide messenger RNA. RefSeq lists its product as uncharacterized. Lineage: Eukaryota; Viridiplantae; Streptophyta; Magnoliopsida; Fabales; Fabaceae. Gene Ontology annotation, cellular component: cytoplasm. The record is from RefSeq and is a predicted model, not a curated record. Gene Ontology annotation, molecular function: protein binding.
AUUGUUCAAUAUUCUUUUCUUAUUUCAUUUGCAAGUAAUUUUCUUUUCCAAGUGUUCAUCACUUUUGGUCUUCUCUAUCCCUUUUUAGCUAAACCCUUUCAACAUAAACUAGUUCCUCUUUCUUUGCUUGUGUGGUGGGGUUUAUUCUCUUUCUUGAUCCAUGGCUUUGUUAUUCCAACUUUCACCUUUUCUCUCACCAAUUUCCCCUCCUCGCACACCUUCGUUUCCUCUUUUUUCUUGUGUUUUGUGAUUUUUCAAUAUUUUAAAAAGGGAAAAUUGAAUUUAAUAUUCAAAGGAGAGUUUUUUAUUCUAGAAUUUGUGUUUCACGCAACCACAUGCAUGUUCUCUUCAUGCUUGUCUGAUCUGGAUUGGAUCACUAGGAUCUUUGCCAUCUGCACUUUUUGUUUGGUACUUGAGGGGUAGUGAGUGGAGUGGUGGGGUUUGUUUGAGUAACACAUGAUAUGAAUCCCUGGACUCUUGGGCAAUCAUAUUCAUAGGACAAAGCAAAACAUAGAAGAAAGGAACAAGGGACCGACCUUUUUCUGCUGCGUUCUGGAGGGGAAUUGCGCAUAAGGGUCUGUUUCAUUUGUUACAUCCGACGUUGUGGUGUGAGUGCUGGUUGGUUGAUGGUUGGUUGGAUUGAGCAAUUUUGAGUGGGGCACCCAAUUGCGUAAAGUUUAGAUUUUUUUUUCAUAGUGGCGUGUGUUUUAUGCUUGUGAUUGGUAGUGGGGGUUGGUGGUGGUGUGUUAUCCCUUGUGCUGUUGAGGUAUGGCGGGGAUUGAUGCUACAAAGUAUGGUCAUAGUCCUGUGCACAAGGCCAUAGUUUCAAAGGAUUAUGCUGAACUUAGGAAGAUUCUUGCCGCCCUCCCACGGCUGCGUAACACGGCGGAGAUUCACACCGAAGCGGUUUCGAUUGCGGAGGAAGAAAAGGCUGAUGCCAUUUCCACUUUGAUUGACCGGCGAGAUGUGCCAAACCGGGAUACUCCUCUUCAUUUGGCUGUGAAAUUGGGGGAUGAAGUUGCCACGGAGAUGCUUAUGGUUGCUGGAGCAGAUUGGAGUCUGCAGAAUGAGCAGGGGUGGAGUGCUCUUCAAGAAGCUAUUUGCAACAGAGAAGAGGAUAUUGCCAAGAUAAUAAUUAAGCACUACCAGCCUCUGGCUUGGGCAAAAUGGUGCAGAAGGUUGCCUCGAUUGGUAGGGACCAUGCGGAGAAUGAGAGACUUCUACAUGGAGAUUACAUUCCAUUUUGAGAGUUCUGUGAUUCCUUUCAUCUCAAGGAUUGCUCCUUCAGACACCUACAAGAUUUGGAAGAGGGGUGCAAAUCUAAGGGCAGACAUGACUUUGGCUGGUUUUGAUGGUUUUAGAAUCCAGAGAUCAGAUCAGAGCAUUCUUUUCCUUGGUGAUGGUUCAGAGGAUGGGAAAGUUCCACCUGGGUCACUCUGCAUGAUCUCACACAAAGAAAAAGAGGUACUCAAUGCCCUAGAUGAUGCUGGAUUUCCAGCAAAUGAGGAGGAGGUUCAGCAAGAAGUGGCUGCAAUGUCUAAAACAAAUAUUUUUCGGCCGGGGAUCGAUGUAACUCAGGCAGUUCUUUUGCCUCAGUUGACUUGGAGGAGGCAGGAGAAAACAGAAAUGGUAGGCCCUUGGAAAGCUAAGGUGUAUGAUAUGCACAAUGUGGUUGUGAGCAUAAAGUCUAGAGGAGUUCCUGGAGCUAUGACAGAUGAUGAGCUCUUCUCAUCUUGCAAUGAAAAUGAAACUGAGAGUGAAGAGUUCAAUGAUAUAUUGACUGAGGAGGAAAGAAGGCAAUUGGAAGAUGCGCUUCGGCUGGAUUCGGUGGACAUGACCAACGAGAGUGAUGAGGUUGUCAUUGGACAUCGUCACAGCUGCUAUGAACAUAGAGAUAUUCCCAUUGAAGAUGGAAAUUGUAACAAGAGUGGAGAAAAUAAGCAGGAAAAGAAAGGAUGGUUUGGUGGAUGGAGGAAAAAGGAUUCGAAACCUGAGGCGCCAAAGAAGAUUGCUGCACCAAGAAGUUCUCUUUGUGUAGAAGAAAAGGUGAGUGAUUUGUUAGGGGAUUCUCCUUCAAGAAAUCAGACUAAGCCAGGAAGACAUUCUGUUGAGAUAGCUGUGAAGGGUGAUGAGUCCAGGAGGAAAAAAGAUGCCAAGGCUUCUUCUGCAAGUUCUGAUGGCAGAAGUCGUCAAAAAGAUGGAAAUCGUGAAAAUGAAUACAAGAAAGGGUUGCGUCCUAUUCUUUGGCUUUCCCCUAACUUUCCACUGAAAACUGAAGAACUCCUGCCGUUGCUGGACAUUGUUGCAAACAAAGUUAAAGCAAUUCGCCGAUUAAGAGAACUCCUUACAACUAAACUUCCAAUGGGAACCUUCCCUGUUAAGGUUGCCAUCCCUGUGGUUCCUACUAUCAGGGUGUUGGUUACCUUCACAAAGUUUGAAGAACUACAGCCUGUAGAAGAAUUCGCGACGCCGCCAUCAAGUCCGUCUGCAACCGGCCAAGAGAGCCCUGCAGUGCCACAUUUCUCGGCAUCAUCUUGGUUUCAAUGGAUAAAGGCUCCUUAUCGCUCAAGUACAUCUACUCAAGGAUCCAGCAGUAGGAUAGAAAAUAUUCAAGACCCAUUUGCAAUUCCAUCUGACUAUACUUGGAUCAGUGCUGAAGCAAAGAAAAAGAAGAUCAAGAGAAGAACAAAUCAAAGAAAGGAAAAAGUCAUAGCUAAUUGUGCCAGUGUGAGUGACGUUUCAUGAGCAAGCUCCAAACUUGGAAGUGCUUUGGUUGUUUAGAGAACUUUGGCCAUUUUCUGGAAAUUGAAUUUGAAGUUAUCUUUCAUGUGGGGUGGGAUUAUCCAAGGAGUUAUGCAUUAACUAUUUGAAGCAUGUGGCAUAAGGAAAAGAAACAUUGUGAUUCAUGCAAUGAUAGCUGCAAAGAAUUUAUUGAUUGUGUUUCAGAACAUGUGGAAAACCAUUAUUAACUCAGGAUAGUUGCAAUCACAGCAAUCAAACUUUUCAUAUUCAUGAUUGCAGUUUAAAUUCACCUUUGUUUGGUUAUAAUAAUUCUUUUCCC